AUGGCCAGGCCAACUGCAGGCUGCCUGACUCUGCCUCUCUUCAACUAUACCAGAGACGGUCAAACAGGUUGGACAUCUACUCCCUCAGAGAAUGAAUACAUGUCAGCCAACAGCUCAUCUAACUACAUGCCAGAUGCCUUUGGAGGUCACCAGGCCUCAGGUUAUCUUGCCACUCCUCAGAACUACAAGUGGGACAGAAAGGACAACCCACAGGUUUAUCAGCAGCACUUUCAAUAUGGUAACAACUGGCCUGCACCGGGACCUGCUCCCACAACGAAAACCUGCACACCUCUGCCACAUCCAAACAAAACUGGAAACACAAGUUCUCCAAUGAGACAACAACAGCAUUACGGGUACAGUGUUGGCCCAAGACAAAACAGCUAUCAAGGUCCCUACAACAGUGGUGGUUUCUCUCCAAUGGACCAGCUUGCACCUUCCAGACAAGCUAAUCCCCGGAAGUUCCAGUUUUCCCCACAGCCCAGACCUCUGCAUCCUUCUUUCCCGCCAGCCGGUAGACCUCCUACUCAGGCACCCCACCCACAAAACACCUCCGGGCCUCAGAGAGCCUCUGCUGAGAGGAACAGCAGAGCGCAUGACCAUCAAACUGAGUCCCAAACUCAAACUCAGACACCACCAGCAUUUCAGAUUAAGCCAAAGACUGAAAGCUCAUUCAGGAUGUUGACUGCAGUUAUUGGUGGCAUGAGACACUGGAACCAAUACAAGAACAAAGUCCCAUGCCUAUUUGAGAUACUUGCCACUCUGGACUCUGCCGUCACAUUGGGUUCCCAUGGAGCCAAGACCUUCCUCAUGAGAGACGGAAAGGAUGUUGUGCAGUGCGUCUUUUAUGAAAAUGAAAAUGAGCUACCCCGUCUGAUUCGUGGGCAUGUCCACCGUUGCGUGGGCAACUAUAAUGCCACUAGCGAUACCCUCAUGUGUGUGUCUGUCAGGGCAGGCCUGCCCUCAGAGCAGAGUGAUGCCAAGAAGGUAGUCAAAGUAUGUGAUAUGAAGAUGAGGGCACUGGUAAAGCCACUCCAUGAAGUUUGAACCUACCUGACAACUCAUAGGCUAUUUGAACAGUAGAAAGUGAUAGGAGAGAUGUAUAGCAAUGCAUGAUUUA
Molecule: messenger RNA, 1117 nt
Organism: Lampris incognitus (smalleye Pacific opah)
Lineage: Eukaryota; Metazoa; Chordata; Actinopteri; Lampriformes; Lampridae
Product: spermatogenesis-associated protein 22
Exons: 7
Coding region: 1-1044 (347 amino acids)
Biological process (GO): regulation of meiotic cell cycle; homologous chromosome pairing at meiosis; gamete generation
Source: RefSeq, a predicted model, not a curated record